Molecule: messenger RNA, 3306 nt
Organism: Caenorhabditis elegans
Lineage: Eukaryota; Metazoa; Nematoda; Chromadorea; Rhabditida; Rhabditidae
Gene: hum-5
Product: Unconventional myosin-Id
Exons: 16
Coding region: 2-3055 (1017 amino acids)
Biological process (GO): post-embryonic genitalia morphogenesis; male genitalia morphogenesis; determination of left/right symmetry
Cellular component (GO): myosin complex
Molecular function (GO): cytoskeletal motor activity; ATP binding; phosphatidylinositol-4,5-bisphosphate binding
Source: RefSeq, marked reviewed
AAUGUCGUAUGGUGGACACGACCCGAAUGGGUACGGUGUCGAGGAUCUUGUUCUUCUCUCGACGAUCGACUUGAAAAGUGUGGUACAGAAUUUGCAGUUGCGAUUUCAAAAAGGACGAAUUUAUACAUAUAUUGGAGAGGUGUUGGUCGCCGUCAAUCCAUACAGACAACUUGGGAUUUACGAGAAAAGCACUGUGGAUCAGUAUAAGGGCCGUGAGAUCUAUGAACGUGCUCCCCAUGUCUUCGCAAUCGCCGAUGCAGCCUAUCGAUCCAUGAAACGAUUCGGCAGAGAUUCCUGUAUCGUAAUCUCUGGUGAAUCUGGAGCUGGAAAAACUGAAACCAGCAAGAUUAUAAUGAAGUAUCUGGCUGCUAUCACAAAUGUCAGGCAACAAGGAGAAAUCGAAAGAGUCAAAAAUGUACUUCUCCGUUCCAAUUGUAUUUUGGAAGCUUUUGGAUGUGCAAAAACGACAAGGAAUGAUAAUUCAUCAAGAUUCGGAAAGUAUAUGCAUAUCAAUUUUGAUUAUGAUGGAGAUCCGGUUGGAGGAAAUAUUUCAAAUUAUUUGCUGGAGAAAUCCCGAGUAGUUCGUCAACAGGAAGGAGAACGAAACUUCCACGUGUUUUAUCAACUGGUGAACGGUGGAGAUGAUGGACUUUUGAGACAGUUUGGACUUACAAAAGAUGCAAAGCAAUACUAUUUCCUGAAUCAGGGACAAUCACAUAAGGUCGCAUCGAUCAAUGACUCUCGAGAUUUCGCCGAAGUUCAAACAGCCCUUCGAUCUAUUCACACGUUCGAUAAACAAGAUGUAGAGAGCAUGUGGUCAGUGAUUGCCGGUUUAAUUCAUCUUGGAAAUGUCCGAUUCAUAGACGGUGAAAACUCAUCUGGAGCAGUUCAUAUUGCUGAAAAAGCGGCUCUCCAAAAUGCAGCAAGAUGUCUGAAUGUGACUCCAGAUGAGCUUGCGAAGAGUCUAUCGUCUCAAGUUGUGGCGGCUCAUGGAGAUAUUGUGAAGAAGCAACAUGAUGUGAAUGCUGCUUAUUAUACAAGAGAUGCGUUGGCCAAGGCUCUCUACGAACGUCUCUUCUCCUGGAUGGUUUCAAAAGUCAACGAAGCGAUCAGUGUUCAGAACAGCUCCCGUUACAGUAAAUCCCAUGUCAUCGGUGUACUGGAUAUCUAUGGUUUUGAGAUCUUUGGAACUAACAGUUUCGAGCAAUUAUGCAUCAACUAUUGUAAUGAGAAAUUGCAACAAUUGUUCAUCGAAUUGGUGUUGAAGCAGGAGCAAGAAGAGUAUGAGAGAGAAGGCAUUAAAUGGGUCAAAAUUGAAUAUUUUAAUAAUAAGGUUAUCUGUGACCUUGUGGAAAUCCCUCGUACAGGAAUCCUCUCGAUUCUUGAUGAAGCAUGUGCUAGUAUUGGUAAUGUCACUGACAAGGUGUUCUUGGGAGAAUUGGACAAGAAACUGAAAAGUCAUAAGCACUAUACAAGCAGAAAUUUGAAACAAAGUGACAAGUCAAUGGGCUUCGAAGAAUUCAAGAUUACUCAUUAUGCUGGUGACGUCACGUAUUCUGUGAUGGGAUUCAUGGAUAAGAAUAAGGAUACAUUGUUCCAGGAUUUGAAGCGUUUGCUUUAUCAUAGCAAGAAUCGUCUCGUCAAGUCAUUGUUCCCUGACGGUUCUAAAUCGAUGGCCGAGGUGAAUCGACGUCCUCCAACAGCUGGAUUCUUGUUUAAAAACUCUAUGAGUGAAUUGGUGAAGCAAUUGGCACAAAAAGAACCACAUUAUAUUCGAUGCAUCAAACCGAAUGAAGAGAAGAAUUCGAAUGUUUUCGAUUUGGAAAGGGUUGAGCAUCAGGUCAGAUAUCUUGGCCUCCUCGAGAACGUCCGUGUCCGUCGUGCUGGUUUCGCCCAUCGUAUGCCAUAUGAUCGGUUCGUCAAUCGAUACAAACUGAUUUGUGCGUCAACUUGGCCAAAUCCUCGUCGAGGACAACAACUCAAAGACAGUUGCAUGCAGAUUCUGGAAUCUGCCGGAUUGGCUCAAGACUGUGUACAAGGACGUACAAAGAUCUUCAUCAGAAGUCCCCAGACAGUAUUCCGGCUGGAAGAACUUCGAACUGAGCAACUGCCGAAUGUAAUCACAUUCUUGCAAAAAAUGGUCCGCGGAGUGCAACAACGUGAGAGAUACCGACGAAUGUUGGCUGUUAGGAAGAUCAUUGGAGCCUAUAGAAGAUACAAAUUGAAGUCAUAUAUCUGGCAGUUGAUCAAUGCAUUCAGAGAUGUUCGCCGAAUGCGAGAUCUCGGAAAGUCAAUCCGCUGGCCUGCUCCACCACUAGUCCUUGCUCAAUUCGUUUCCCGGCUCCGUGUGAUGCAUCAGAGAUGGAGAGCGGCAACAAUUCUCGCUAGAAUGCCACCUCACCUACGAGCAAGUCUUCCGCAAAAAAUUGCCGCAUUUGAAGUGCUCAACAAUAAAAAAGAAAACUGGGGUUACACCAGAAUGUGGAGAGGAGACUAUCUUUCGCAGCAAGAAGAACUUGAGCUCCCAACAACUGUAUCAACGUAUCACGAUGGAAUCCAAGCCCUCCGACAAAGCCAUCCAUUUGGAAAAGUGUUAUUUUCUACAUAUGUUCAAAAGUUCAACAAGUUCAACAAAAGCUCACUGAGAGUUCUUAUUGUGACUGAUCGAUUUGUGGCAAAAUUGGAAAACAAAAAGUUCAAAUUGCUCAAAGAGCCAAUUCCAUUGCAGUCGAUAUCUCGAAUUUCGGUUUGCGCAGAAUCGAAUGGCCUUUUCGUGAUUCAUGUUGGCGAUAACGACAUUGUCGGAUGUGCAAAGAACACGAAAAAUGAGGAGAGAGUCGGAGAAAUGAUUGGCACUUUGUUGGCUCAUUAUGACAAAAUUACAAUGCGACGUUCCCCAGUCCUGAUUCAAUCCGCCGUCGUGUGCACAUUGGGCGGAAAAACCCGUACAAUUCGUGUGUUUGAUGCCGAGAACAACAACGUGCCUCCAGUUUUCAAGAAGAAUGGAAAUGACGUGGAUUUGAUCUGCCAUCAGUUGACUGCUCAAGUUGCUUGAUUUCCCUUGAAUUUGUUUUUUUUCCUAUUUCCAAAAUUUUAAUGUAUUGCCAGUUUUAUUAUCGACGGUUAGUUACUUCCUCUCCCAUCCCCUUCACCUCUGCCUUUUUCUCAACAAUUACUAUUUUUUCAUUUUUCUCCCGGAAUAAGUCUAGUCUAUUGCUCUUCCUUUUUUACAUGCUCAUUAAUUUUUAAUGAUUUUUCGAAUGUUUGAUUGUAUUCCUUAUUUAUGUAAUAAAUAUGUUUAUUUUC